Messenger RNA from Phyllopteryx taeniolatus (common seadragon), 2199 nucleotides. It is a transcript of the gene rgs7bpa, whose product is annotated as regulator of G protein signaling 7 binding protein a. Gene Ontology annotation, cellular component: postsynapse; nucleus; neuron projection. Lineage: Eukaryota; Metazoa; Chordata; Actinopteri; Syngnathiformes; Syngnathidae. The transcript is spliced from 6 exons. Bases 61 to 819 code for a protein of 252 amino acids. The record is from RefSeq and is a predicted model, not a curated record. Gene Ontology annotation, biological process: G protein-coupled receptor signaling pathway.
UAGAAGCAGGCAGGAGAGAUCGUUCCGUAUCAAGACUGUUUUAUUAGUGGGUGUGUAUGCAUGAGUUCUGCAUCGAACGGGCGCAAAAACCGCCCCAGAUCGGCCGGGACCAUCUCCCAGAUCGGCAAGCCCCUCUACCGAGACCCCCAGCGGCGGGAGAGCACGGAGAGUAGCCGCCGAGCCCAGCGCUCCGUGGCCGACUGCAGGAUGAUCGUGCAAGAGUUCAACACGCUGGUGGCUCUGUACCGCGAGCUGGUCAUCUCCAUCGGCGAGAUCACCGUCGACUGGCCCAACUUGCGGACUGACAUGCUGAGGACUCGAACCAAAGGCUGCGAGAUGGCCAGGGCCGCACACCAUAGUCUCACCUUGAUAGCAGGGCCGGAGGAUGGCGAGAUUCACCCGGAGAUCUGCAGGCUCUUCAUCCAGCUGCAGUGCUGUCUGGAGAUGUACAUCACCGAGAUGCUCAAGUCCUUCUGCUUGCUGGGAUCCCUGCAGCUCCACAGGAAAGGCAAAGACUCCUGUAGCUUCGUCCCCUCAGUGGACAAGAAGACCGAGGAGAGCUCGGACGUCCCCAUCCUUGAGGACACGUCCUCCUCGCCCACCGACGGCCCUCCGCUCGGCGGGCUGGUGGCCACGGACAUAGAAAACAUUGAAAAGGACAUGAGGGAAAUGAAGAACCUUCUCAGUAAACUCAGGGAGACGAUGCCUUUACCGCUGAAGAACCAAGAUGACAGCAGUUUGCUGAACCUGUCUCCCUACCCGCUGGUCCGACAGAGGAAGAGACGCUUCUUUGGCCUCUGUUGCUUGGUAACCAGCUGAGGUAGCAACAAAAACAACAAGAGACAAAAUUGUCCUUUUUCGCCCUCCACUACUCUACUACUGCCAUUUUCAAUCAAACAAACAAAAAAUAGCAAGGCUGCCCAUUGUUCUUCUCCACGGAGAAUAAAUAGCAACACAGUCCCAUGGUUUUGGGUCAAUGGAGCCGGUUGUCCGGUGUUUAAUGGAAAACAGAAAAUGUAUCCCUCCUGUUAUGUUUUUUUUGAAAAGGCCAAUGUGAGUCACUGCAUGUUUAGGCAGUAAAAAUAAUAAUUAUGAAAAUAUUUAAUUAAACGAAGAACAAAAAUACUGCUGUAUCCCCUUGUUUGUUUACAUUUUUCAAAACAGUGGUACAAGUGAAGUAAAAAAAAAAAAACUUUCAGCUGUUUUUUUGAACAGGACAAACAGUCAAAACCAAAAUGAAAACACUCACAAGGAGCAUGGAGAAAACACUCACACUCGGCAACAUGACUGAGUCCAGGCUCCUUAGCCACGCCCUCUUCAAAGCACACUAACACACAAAUUUACUAGUGUGUGUGCAUUCCAGACUUGGUGCUUUGUUCCUCUUCAUAAAAAAACUUUUUUUUUUUUUUUUACAUUCUCUUUUGUUUUAUUAUGCUUCUCACAUUUUACAAUGCAGUGCAAUUCUCAUUAACACAUUCACUGCCAUUGAUGGCUUUAGAAGUCAAAUAUCCAUGUUAACUGGGAAGGCUGGCAGUGAAUGACUUUUAAACCCCCCCCCCCCCCCCCAAAAAAAUGGUGGCGUUUCUUUUUCAGGGCUGGAGCGGAUUAAUGGCAUUUCAAUUCAUUUCAGGGGGGGGAUUGCUUUGAUACAGUACAUGAGUAAAGUGAGCCACCAGCUUGGUCACAGAAUAAAUUUAACUCGUACGUCAAGGUACGACUAUUUUAUUUGAAGUUCAAACGGGUCAAAUUGACCCGCAAUAUAACAGGAGGGUUAGGAAUGUAAAUGUCUGUUUUGCCACCUGAAUGUUUGAGGAUGGCGAGGAAGUCAUUUUGAUGUGUCGUCCAGUCAAGUAGUUUCUUGUUUCGCCUCCUCCCUGUUCUUAAUUUAGUCGUCAAUGAAAGAUAAAACUGUAUCUUAACUUUACAACUUCAAAGUGCAAUAUAUUGUAUGAUAACAUGGAGAGAAAUUCUUUGCACACACACACACGCACACAUAUAUAUACACACACAUAUAUACACACACGUAUAGUAUUUAUGGAGUUAAACUGGUUUGUUAUUGGUUACUGGUGCUCAGCAUGGCGCCACCUUGUGGACGAUGCUUGUUGUUCGUAUUUAGGGCCCCUUGGAGGUACAGUUCAGUACACGAGGAUGAUGUAGAUCAUUUUACAUUGUUAAUAAAACUUUUGUUAUGGAAAUGAA